AUGGCCAAAGAGCUUCAGCAUCGUUACACAGAUGUCCGAGAAGUAUUAAACACUGCAGCUGCCCUUGAUGCAAGAUUCAAGACCCUGCCCUUUCUGUGUGAAGAGGAGAGGGAUGCCACAUUCAAGAAUAUCAUAAAUGAGGCUACACAGCUGUGGGACCAAAAAGAAGACACACAGGCUCAUGAUGGCACUGCGAUGGAGGAAACUCACACACCACACCCAUCUGAAGAGGCAUGUGAUCAUGAGCUCCAUGCUUCAGAAUACGUUCCUGUCGCAAAAAAAACCAAAGCAAUGGAGGACCUGUUUGGGGACACAUACACCACUGUGAGCAGCAGCUUUACGAAAACAUCCAAGCAGCGGGCAGAGAUGGAAGGGGGGUGGGGGGGGGGUGUUCGGGCUAGGCCUGGGGGGCCUGGGUCUUUUCCUGUGUCCCCGUCCUGCCGCUCCUGUCUCCUGUGUGCACAGGGGGACCAGUUGGCGCUGAAGCAGUGGGCGUGUUCGCGCACGCAAUCAGCGCACGCGCAUAUAGCCUGGAGGAUAGGUGCACGCGCUCUCUCUGCGCGCUCCUGA
This is a messenger RNA of Knipowitschia caucasica, 570 nucleotides long. The record is from the annotation of a GenBank genome assembly. NCBI's taxonomy places the organism in Eukaryota, Metazoa, Chordata, Actinopteri, Gobiiformes, Gobiidae.